AUGCAGGACCUUUGGCACCUGAAAACUGACUGGGAUGAAUCCUUACCAAUAGACCUGUACACCAAAUGGAAACGCUACGAAGCUGAAUUACCAUAUUUAAAAGACUUAAGCUUACCACGACCAGUGAUUGCACUAGACGACUUUAUCAUUUGGAAUUUCACGGCUUUGCAGACGCUAGCGAGUCAGCAUACAGUGCCUAGUCUUUCCAUACCGAGACUCGAGCUGUGUGCGGCCCUACUAUUGACACAACUGUCUGAUAAAAUUUUGAAAUGUCUAACACACGAAGCACAGGCAUUAUUUUUAUGGACCGAUUCUACAAUUAUAUUGGCGUGGCUACAAGCAUGCAGUCGUUUGUGGACACCAUUUGUAGCCAACCGCGCUGGUGAAAUACACCAACUAACCAAUAUACAGAAUUGGCAUCACAUACGAAGCCAAGAUAAUCCGGCGGAUCUUCUUUCAAGAGGCAUUAUGCCAAUGUCACUUCAACAUUCAAGCAACUGGUGGUCAGGACCAUCAUGGCUAAGCCUCAAUCAAGAAGAAUGGCCACAUUUUCCAUAUGACAUAACCAAGGAGAACAUUCCCGAACGCAAAUCUACUGCAAUUGCCACUAUUGCCAUUUCAGAACCAUUCUUGGAUUUUGUUAAACGUUUAAAAAUUAACUCUACUGAAGAACUACAAGCAUCUUAUAAUAAGGCUGAGCCUAUUUUGUCUGACGAAACAGAACAUGCAUCCAAGGUAAUAAUAAAGGUAAUUCAGAAGACACAUUUCAGAGAGGAAAUUGAGUCACUCGCCACUCAUCAAGCCAUACAUAAAAACAGUACUGUACUUCGUUUGAAUCCAUUUCUUGACGAGUUCGGAAUUCUAAGAGUUAGCGGUAAUCUCAAAUUUUCAGACCUUCCCUAUGAUGCUAAACAUCAAAUUUUAUUACCAGGUCAUUAUCCAUUUUCACGGCUCAUAAUUAACUACGAACAUGAAAGGCAUCUUCAUGCAGGGCCACAAGCUACAUUAGCUGCUGUCCGCCAGAAGUACUGGCUUGUAUCUGCUAGAGACGUGGUUCGUCAAAUUACUCGAGCUGAACGUGAAUUGAAGGAAUUAGCAAUGAUGCUUAACAUUCAAGACAACCAACACAAAAUUAUCAACUACAUGUCUGUCAAACAAAUCCGUUGGCACUUCAUUCCUCCUAGAGCAUCUCACCAUGGAGGACUAUGGGAGGCUGCAGUAAAGAAUACUAAGUGCCACCUUCUUCGCGUGACAAAAAAUGCUCAAUUGAGGCAAGGGUACUAG
Monomorium pharaonis (pharaoh ant) is the source of this 1284-nucleotide messenger RNA. RefSeq lists its product as uncharacterized. The transcript has 4 exons. NCBI's taxonomy places the organism in Eukaryota, Metazoa, Arthropoda, Insecta, Hymenoptera, Formicidae. Gene Ontology annotation, molecular function: nucleic acid binding. Bases 1 to 1284 code for a protein of 427 amino acids. The record is from RefSeq and is a predicted model, not a curated record.